Messenger RNA from Mesorhabditis belari, 1689 nucleotides. NCBI's taxonomy places the organism in Eukaryota, Metazoa, Nematoda, Chromadorea, Rhabditida, Rhabditidae. The record is from the annotation of a GenBank genome assembly.
AUGUGGUUACUCUUCCUAUUCAUCACUCCCAUUUUCGGGGUCUACCUUCCAUUUGAGCAGCGCUAUGUGUCGAUAAAUGGCGGCCCGCCACUGCCCGUCCAAUAUGUUCACAUCUCGCAACUCCACAAAACCCAACCUGAGCGAAAAGCCCUCGCCUCAAAACUCCAAAAAUUCUCCGGAGAGAAAAGUUUGGAAGAAGCAAAGAUGGGAACAAAUUCACCGGAUUUGAGUGCAAAUCUAUCUCAGCUCUUCGGACGAGAACAAGGACUAGUGUCGAGGUUUCCGACUCUGAUCCCGGCACAAGAGCAGCUUCUUUAUCGAAAACUUGGCCUCCAAAAGAAGCAUCGACAUCGCCGACAUCGACGCCACCGAAAACACCGAAAGCACGGGAAAAAGAGAAGAAGGAGACAUCACAAAAAGAAGAGAAGACACGGGAAAAAGAAGGAAAAUGGCGAUGAGCACGUGGUUGAGAACGGCCCACUGACGCAGAUAUUGGAAGAGAAAAACGGAAUCACCAGCCUCACGCACAAAUUCGACGAGAAGCUGGCGCGCAAGAGCGACCCAGACAUUGACAAUAUGAGGGUUGAGCGAACUGAACGCAUCAACUUGCCCGACUACACGCAAGAGACGAGAAUCUCACACAAUAAACACCUCUCCCCAUCGACGAUGGCCAUUUUGCAGAGGCUCAGAACUUCGGGCAGCUUCCUCAACCCGACGAAUCCAUGGUCUACCACUUCUCAUUCAUCCAAUUUCUAUCAACAUCCCCUUUUCUCACAACCUGUAAUCAUCAAACGACCCGUGACGAAUCUACUCCGAAUCUCCUUCAAAACGGAUUCCCCGACCCGUUCUCCAUCUCUUCAAUGGGUUCUCCCCACACCGCAUCAUGGUGACAUCAUUCCAUCACAUCAAUUCGCUUUCCCGCCACUCGAUUCUCUCGAUUGGUGGAGGGGAUGGCUAGAGCCGGAAGGAAACAAGAGCACAAGUCAUAACAAAAGUAUCGAUGUGAUGUGUGCCAGCUGUUUCAGUGAUCAACCGGAUGCUUUGGCGUGCACUAGAUCGAUCCUCGUCUCGACCCUAGCCCUUCUCUCGGCUCUUGUCGCUAUCAAACGGAUCAUCGACUUGCACCGAACCAACCCGUCCCCAAUCCGACUCCUAAUAUUUCUACUGAUUCUCCUGCAAUGCUUAGCUGGCUCCUUUGAAUGGUUGGUUGGAUGGACGACACAAUUGGCACUUUUCAUUACCUAUGCAAAGGCAAUCGAACUCCUCAUUAUCUGCUAUUUCUAUUUGGAUUUAGCUUCGAAAAUUAUGCAUUGGAGUUCAUUGGCUGGGAAGAGACUGUGCUUCUCUUCACUCAUCCUUCUCUUCACUUAUUUCACUCUUUUCCUAGUGAUGGGCUUUCUUCUUUCAAUCGAGCCAUGGACUGAUUGUCAUGCUCCUUAUUGGAUUUGGUUUUCUUGUGGAGAAUUUCUGACAGUUCAAUUAAUGGUUUUCUCAUUUUUGUUGAUUGUAAAUCGAAUGAAUCGCAUCUCCGCCUCACCAAAUAUUCAUCAACGACAAAGGAGACAACUAUUCACCUUAUUCUGGGUCUUCGAGACAUCUUGUCUUGCCGAUCUUGGAUAUCAUAUUUCUCUCUAUAUAUUAGCCGAUGAUGAAAAAGGAUGUUCGGGGGAUUUUUGUAAGUACAAAAAG